Messenger RNA from Salvia miltiorrhiza (redroot sage), 954 nucleotides. Its product is annotated as probable glutathione peroxidase 2. The record is from RefSeq and is a predicted model, not a curated record. Gene Ontology annotation, molecular function: glutathione peroxidase activity. Lineage: Eukaryota; Viridiplantae; Streptophyta; Magnoliopsida; Lamiales; Lamiaceae. The coding region runs from base 191 to 781 and encodes 196 amino acids. Gene Ontology annotation, biological process: response to oxidative stress. Gene Ontology annotation, cellular component: cytosol. The transcript has 6 exons.
UCUUGGUGCGAGUGAAUAGUAAACAUUGUCAUAGAAUUAACUGUUCAACCACCGAGAACCCAGUAGUUUUAUGAUGGCGGCCUCCAAAAUGGUUGCUUAUCAUCCACUUUACUUGAGCCUCCUGCUUCAACAAAUCAGAUUUUCUGUGAAUAAUUAUCCGAAAACUAGAAAAAGGUAGGAGCAGAAUAACAUGUUUUUGCUAAGACCAAUCAACUGGGCAUCUAUACUCUUCCUCUGCCUUGCGCUAUGGUUAUAUAACAGAUAUCCUACUCUCAAAGAUUCAGGAGCAGAUUCCCCAAAAUCAGUUUACGACUUCACUGUUAAGGAUAUUCAUGGGAAUGAUGUUCCUUUAAGUAACUACCAGGGGAAGGUUCUUCUGAUUGUGAAUGUAGCUUCGAAAUGUGGUUUAACACAGUCAAAUUACAAGGAGUUGAAUAUUUUGUAUGAGAGAUAUAGAGAUCGAGGCUUUGAAAUACUCGCAUUUCCUUGCAAUCAGUUUGCUUUUCAAGAGCCGGGAACUAAUGAGGAAAUCGAGGAAACUGUAUGUACUAGAUUUAAAGCUGAGUUCCCGAUCUUUGACAAGAUUGAGGUCAAUGGAAAGAACACGACGCCCCUUUACAAGUUCUUGAAGUCGGAAAAGGGUGGUUUGUUCGUCAAAGCUAUCAAGUGGAAUUUUACGAAGUUUUUGGUGAACAAAGAAGGAAAAGUUGUGGAGAGAUAUGCUCCAGCUACAUCACCACUUGCAAUGGAGAAAGACAUACAAAAUAUUUUGCCAAAAUGAGCAUGUGCAGGUCCUCAUUCCCUUUAUAUGUAUCAAUAUUAAAGUACAUUGUUGAACACUAGAAAUGGGAUGCAAUAUUCAUCUUCCUCGAUCUAUUUGGUAUAACAGAAUGCAAGGCAUAUUUAUCGUCCUUACGUUCAUCUUCCUCCUUCAAUUUGUACCCUUUUAUUAUA